AUGACCCGGAAAAUGUGGGGCUUAAUUCCUGUGUUGAACUGCUCUCAGCUGCUGAAGCUUUACCCUUGGCAGUGCACACCCUCCAUCUGCCCCAUCACGACCCAGGCACCCCCGGCGGACUCUCCUCAUCGUACCAUGUCAGCAGACCAAGCUUUUGUGACACUGGCCACAACUGACAGCUACGCCAAGGGUGCGAUGGUUCUCGGCCAGUCGUUACGAAAUCACAACACAACCAGGAAACUGGUCGCACUCGUAGGACCUCAUGUUGCAGAACCUUGCAGAGAUGCACUGCGCUCCAUUUUUGAUGAGGUGCGUGUGGUGGAUGUUAUGGACUCGGGUGAUGUGGCUCAUCUCUCCCUGAUGAAGCGUCCCGACCUGGGAGUAACAUUCACCAAACUGCACUGCUGGACUCUCACACACUACAGCAAGUGUGUGUUCAUGGACGCAGACACACUGGUGCUGUCAAAUAUAGAUGAACUCUUUGAGAGAGAGGAACUAUCUGCAUCGCCAGAUCCUGGUUGGCCUGACUGCUUCAACUCCGGGGUGUUCGUCUUCAGACCGUCCAACGAGACUCAUGAGAAGCUGCUCACGUUCUGCAGUGAAAAUGGCAGCUUCGACGGUGGAGAUCAGGGGGUUCUCAAUAGUUUCUUUAACACCUGGGCAACGGCAGAUAUUUCUAAACACCUUCCCUUCAUCUACAACCUCAGCAGUAUCGCCAUCUACUCCUACCUGCCAGCUUUCAAACAGUUCGGCCGAGACGCCAAGGUGGUGCACUUUCUGGGCAAGGUGAAGCCAUGGAACCACUCCUACGAUGCUCAGAGGGGCGAGGUCAAAGGUCACUCCCUGUCCCCUGAUCUGUGCCAGCUGCACCCCGAUUACCUGCUCAUGUGGUGGCAGCUGUACACCAAAUCUGUUCUGCCUUUACUGCAGCAGGCCUAUGGUGACACACCCUUCAGCAGUGGCUUCGUAGAGGCAAGCGAGGACAGUAAGCUUCAUGAGGAUGUGACGGAGCAGCCAGAGCCUUUUGUUCCUCCUCCCCAGAAGGUUUCAUCAGAGGAAAGGAAGCAGCGCUGGGAAGCGGGCCAGAUCGACUAUAUGGGUGACGACUCCUUUGUCAACAUUGAGCGAAAGCUUGACUCCUUCUUAAAGUAGUGGCCAUGCAAGCGAGCGUGACCAACAGAGAGCACUGGUUGAAGCUUUGUGUGGAUGGAGAUUUAAGCACUGCUCAGCCAAUCACAGAGGCUUGAUUAGCAGGUGACUGGAUGGAUGCCCCUGUGUAACUUUCAGCCUCACUCUGUAUCCUGUCAGUGUGUGUAUGAAUGAGUAAGUUUGACACAAUUCUCAUACACUCUUACCAUUCACUUUUUCUGUAAAAGGACAUUUAGGGAAGCACACUCAUUUGAGUUAGAUGAGAAGAUUGAUAGCACUCACAUGUUUGUAUGGUAAAUAUGAAGCUACCGCCAGCAUCCAGCUAACUUAGCUUAGCAUAAACACUGGCAAACAGCUAGCCCCAUCAGUGUCAUUACUGCUGUAAGUUGCUCUAUGAUUUGGUCACAUAGUUUUAUGUAGGCAAACCUUAGGAGAAACAAUAAACAUGUCAAACAUUUUUGUAAUCUCACAGAUGUUUACUGUUGUGCCUGGAAUGAUCAAAUCAAGCUGCAACCUCUGGGGCUCAGAAAUAAUACCAAUGCUAAAGUGCCAAAAACAGCAGUUCUUCAAAUGGCCACUUGAGGCUCCAAAAGCAAGUCAGUCCCCAUAAACCCCCCAUGCUAAAAUGCCCAACUUUACAAUCGGAAAAAAAAACAUUAUGCAGUUGUGCAUCGUCAACUUACCUGACCAUUUCUUGGCCGAGACCAGUCAUUUCCUGGACUCUCCACUGGUUCGUUUUUUAAAUGAAUUUAACGAACAAGAUACAACACAUUCAUUUCUGAGGUGUUUGUUUGAAAACGGCUAGCUUUUUACAGGUUUCCAACCUUCGUUCUACGCGGUACCUUCACCGUACAGACGUGAGUGCUACAACUUUCUCAUUCCACUCUCAGGAAUAAAGUGGAUAAGUGUGCUUCCCAAAAUGUCAGACUGUUCCUUUAAAGCUAGGAUAACGUUAGCCACUUUAUUUCAAAAAAAUCAAAUUAUCUGUCACAAAAAUGCAAAACAAAUCCUGUUUCUGUGACUAUCGCAGGACUGCAAUAAGCACGGUGAAUAAGUUAUUUCGGUCUGAGGCCUACAUGUGUGCACCUGGCCCGUGCACUCACUGUGCACAAAAAUGUGUUAUGGGGAAGUGGCAUUGGAGGGAGGCCUAAAAGGAAAGGGUGGGAUUUUUUGGCUUCUUUAAAAUCUAGCUGUCUGUUGCUAGUUUCUCCAAGUUGCCUGCCAUAGCUUUACAUGUAGUUCUUGUGCAUCUGAUAGAGAUGGAUUCAGAAUCCUGAGUCUUCCUAACCUGUGGAAACAUUCAGCAACAACACAGACUGAGGAAAUGGCCUUGGGCAAAGCCUCCGUGCUGGAGGGAAGUCAAAAAGUUUAGAAGUUGUUGCUGCAUUUUACCACAACUCCUAUCCUGCAAUAAAUGUCUAAACUACUUUCAAGCAGAUAUGCAGCAACUGGCUCACUUCCUCCUUAUUUAUCUCCUAUUCAGGCAAUUAUAAAAAAAAAUCUUGCUUUAAUCAGUGUUCACCUCACCAGAGUAAACAGAUAAACAUCCCUAUCUGUGCCUCAGACACUCACCAGCUCCCUGUAACUUAAGCUUUCAAAUGUCUGGUGUUGUAUUUGCAUGGCACAGUUAAAACAAAGGUCAGUAACGAAGUACUUCCACCCACAUCCUAGUGAUGUCGACAGCCAAUUUUGUAUGCAUUUGUGUGCGUGUGCCCUGCAUGUUAUCUCUCUGCCAGACCCACAUCAGUAUAUCUUUGUGCCAUGACCCUUUUCAUCACUUCCUUCUGUAGCUUUACCAGCUGCCUUAUUACCGUUCACUGUUUACAAAACCUCACUUACUGUAACUGCUGCUAAUAGCACAUUAAAGUGGAGUCCCUCCUUUACUUCACUCCAGCUGUGUGAUCUUAAGCUAAACUAUAACCUGUAGCUCCUAACAAUAAUACUCUCCUCAGUCCAUUAAAUACACUCUUAUAAGAAGCUGGCAAGGUCAAGAGAAAUCCAUUUUUUCAAAUCUUGAUAGCCUGCUAAAUCCUGUAUGUGCAUGAGUGUGGAAGAGUAACAUAAUUGUAGUGGCAUCGGUUAUUGCAGGUCUGUCCUAUUCUCCAGCUGUACAUCCCUGUUGAAGCGCUAAUAAACUGGCAAAAGAUCACCUUAUC
This is a messenger RNA of Micropterus salmoides (largemouth bass), 3305 nucleotides long. RefSeq names its product glycogenin-1-like. Gene Ontology annotation, cellular component: cytoplasm. The record is from RefSeq and is a predicted model, not a curated record. The transcript has 7 exons. The coding region runs from base 1 to 1152 and encodes 383 amino acids. Lineage: Eukaryota; Metazoa; Chordata; Actinopteri; Centrarchiformes; Centrarchidae. Gene Ontology annotation, molecular function: glycosyltransferase activity.